UCACACUGAUUUCUAGCCGGCACAUUGAUUUGAUUAACUCUUCAAUAUGGAGUCGAGUUUUCAGGAGCUGUAUAAAAAAGGCCUGGAUAUAGGUGAGCAGCAGAAGCAGCGCCAGAAGGAGCUGCUAAAGCAGCAGAAACUCCGCCGACAGCAGGAACAGGAUGACUACCGUCCGCUGCAAAAUCAAGAGAAACCGGUGCCAAGAAAGAAAAGCGGGAAACGUUCUGGUCACCAAAAAGGCAUCCCGUACAGACCACAACUCUCGGAGUGGCUGCGCCAUAAGCCCGACGAUCUCAACGAGUGGCUGCUGGUACCUUGUCCAGUGGGCAAAAGGUGCCUCGUGGUGGCAAGCAAGGGGAUCACCAAGGCGUACUCCAAAGGGGGCUGGAUGUUCGUGAAUUUCCGAUCCUCGCUGCCCGGCGACUGGCAGCUCCAAAAGGGUGAAACAAUACUAGACUGCGUGUAUGUUGAGGAUGCGGACACCUUCUAUGUGCUGGAUGCCAUAUCAUUUGGGCUACAGGAAGUGCAGGAGUGCGAGGCGUCCUUUCGUUUCUAUUGGUUGCGCGCCCGAUUCGAGGAGCACGAUUAUGACAAGAUUAGCGAGAACAACGAAAAGAAAUUUAAGCUCCUGGAUCACUUCGACUUCGAGGACCCCUCCGCAGUAGAACAGGCUCUGCAUAAGUAUCCUUUUUUCCCGGAGAACAAGCCAGACCUAGAUGGCUUCCUAUUUUAUCAUAAAGAGGCUAGUUAUGUGUGUCGGGAAACUCCCUUAGUAUGCUGGCUGUUUCCAUUUAUGAUGGAGGAUGUCCUUGGCUUGCCCGUUAAUAAGUGCUAUAAGGCCCCGGAGGAUUACCAACCCAGCCAUGUUUUGCAAUAUAUGGAUGCAUUUGAACAAAAGCUGGCAGAGCACAGAAGGACUCUUAAAGAGCAGAAAAAGAAAGUGAACGAGCAGAAGGAGGAUCCACACACCAUGGAGGCGGAAGAGGAUGUCGAAAGCGAUGAGUACGAUAGCUUAAAGCGAGUACUGGAUCAACAGCGACGUCUGGAGCUAGGUGAAUUCGACAUGGACUGUGCGGAGCCGCCAUCAGCUGAUGGCUGCUAGGCGAAAUGGGCAGCGGUGUGGGGGUGGCUUUUCUGCGCAGACGCUUUGAAAACACGGCCCUGGACAAAUAGCCUCAGCUCGCGCCCAGGAAAAUCAGAAAACCCAGAUUGCGGCCAGCCCACCAGCAAACAGAACUUAUUGAAAUUGUUAAAAAAUUUCUAACCAAACAUGGUCAUUCAGCGAAGUUGGAAGAUCCCCACUGACGUGGGGGGUUCCAUAAACAGCAGCACCACAUCAGCUAACGAGGUGCAGCAGCGUUCAUCUCCGGGCAUGCAACUGCAGGCAGCCAAUUCCUCCUCAGACGACUCCGACUGCUCUAAUCAAACCACACAUUCGAUGGACACACGGGUGGCCAGUCCGGUGGAGGGUGUCCGAAAGCAGACGGAAAAGGAUGUGGUACCCGAAACCAACACAAUCACCUUGUCCCUGCUGGGCGAAUCCACAUCCUCUGAUGCAGAGUCCUCGCAGAAAUAUGUAACCACACCAGACAUGGCCGAGAACAUGUUGCAACGCAUUCGCCAGCGACUUGGUGGCUCUCACAAUAUGGAAAGUGGCGGUAGUGCGGAGUCCGCGAUGAGAGCUCUAGAACUUUUGAGGAUCAGUGUACAGCAAGCCUUUGAUGCUGAGGUGAAUGAGCUCAUUAAGAAAUAUAUGCAAAACUACUUUAAACCCGCUUUUGGCAACAUCAAGGAGAACCUGGGCCAGCAUUCUGUUAAUGAGGAAACACUUCAGAAGAUGUCCUCGUGUGCAUUGUUGGAGAAUGCCAAGGCUCAGUACACGAACUUUGUGCGCCAGCAUCGUUUGGUUGCUAACGCCACGGAUCAGCAGCGCUUGGCGCUCAAACGCUCAGCUAAACAGGAUCUCAACCCAAUUAGUAAAGUGUUUGCUGGUAACGCGGGUUUUAUGCCAAACAAACCCAUGCCCUGCACGGCAACUACGGCCAACCAAUUGCCAACCCAGAACCAAAACCCUGCGGCUCUCCUGCUUUCUCAACCGGACUUGCAACCAGUUCAACCUCUUCAGCAGCAGCAGCAACAGGAACAAACACAAACGCAAAACCAACAACAACCGCAGCAUCGCUCCACGGUUACUCCAUUGGUGGGCGGCACUCUGCCCACUCCUGUGCGCCGGCAGAUAUUCUGGAACACCGCGCAGAUUUCGACUACCACCAAGUUCGUGCUGGAUGUGCAGGCUAACCUAUCGUUUGGCUUUGGCACCGACGGCAAGGAACGAUUAGCCAGCAAGCAUCCAGAAUUGAUACGCUACCUGCCGGAUGGCGAGGACAGGGAGUGGUUGGCCACCCGUGGGAUUAUUCCUGCCGAGAAUCGAAGCUCACGGUUUUUGUUUCUCAUCUACGAUGAAGUGUGCCGGCUGCAGCAAACACACGAGUUGUAUAGGCACAAAACCAAUAUAGAUCUUAGCAUGAUGCUCACCUUCAGCGUCACCGAUGCCAUGAUACACAAGAUGCGGCUGUUCUUCGUGGACCUGAACAUCAAGAGCCGCGGACUUAUAACGAAUUCAUAUAUUUUGCCCAGCCAGCAGCAGUCAGGGAAUACCAACAACAGUCAUUUAAGAAAUGCCCUUCUCCAGGGCGCCUCAGCGCAGCAGCACCAACAACAGGUAGCCACACCACCGUCUGAUGAAACUGCGCUCAAGGAGCUCCCGGCUGCAUCACCCACUCCUUGCUUGCAGGGUCAGGUGGUGGGUAGCACAACAACGCCGUUGAAGACCAAGCUGGCUGCAAGUUCUACGCUCAGCUCCUCGCAUGCCACACUUACGGCCUUGCUGAACAACGGGGGAGCUGUUGUGGGAGCAACUCCUACAGGCAACUCCACUUCCAGCAACAUCGCAAAAUUUAGAAAUUAAUUAAUGUAGAUUAAUGUAUAAUUCUUAUGCUUGUUUGUUACCAAUAAUGAACGGUGAUUUUAGGUUGCUGAUUAAAUGAAAUUCCAUGUUUAUGAGUUUGAAAACAGCAGCAAUUUUACUUUAAACCAUAAAAGGCGGCCCAUAACCUUCAUGUCUAUUUCUGCGCGUAACAUUUAAUCAUGUCCAACGUAGAAUUGUAUUGAAAGAAACUGCAAUAGUAAUAGACAACUUCAAAUAAAUAUUUGAUGUUUAUUGAAACUCAAUUUGAUAUACAUAU
Molecule: messenger RNA, 3245 nt
Organism: Drosophila melanogaster (fruit fly)
Lineage: Eukaryota; Metazoa; Arthropoda; Insecta; Diptera; Drosophilidae
Exons: 3
Coding region: 1271-2968 (565 amino acids)
Cellular component (GO): nucleus
Molecular function (GO): DNA binding
Source: RefSeq, marked reviewed